This is a messenger RNA of Cavenderia fasciculata, 2112 nucleotides long. RefSeq lists its product as uncharacterized. Bases 1 to 2112 code for a protein of 703 amino acids. NCBI's taxonomy places the organism in Eukaryota, Evosea, Eumycetozoa, Acytosteliales, Cavenderiaceae. The record is from RefSeq and is a predicted model, not a curated record. The transcript has 4 exons.
AUGGGAUGGGACAAAUUCCAACAACAACGAACAACAACAAAGUGGAACCACCAUGGUAGUAGUGGUAAUAGUGGUGGUGGUUACUUUUCACAAAGUAAAUCGAUUCUUUAUCAACUAUUUAAACACUUUUACAUGGACACUAGAUCGAUGGCAUUGUUGAGAGUACUCAUGUCAUUCAUAUUGUUGAUAGAUUUAAAGAGAAGAGCUACUGAAGCAUCACUGCACUAUAGUACAUGGGGUGAAUAUCCUGUACAACUGUCAUUGAUAGAAAGUAGAUUCUCUCUUUACAACUUUAAUCAAUCUACUAUAUUUGUAUUAGUAAUGAUGACAUUGAAUGCAAUCACUGUCAUUUCAAUGUUGAUUGGCUACAAAACAAGAUUGUCUACCUUUUUGUCAUACAUCCUUCUCACUUCGGUUCAAAAUAGAAAUUAUUUCCUACUCGAUGGUUCAGAUGAUUACACUAGAUGUAUGCUUAUUUGGUGUAUCUUUCUUCCAUGGGGUAAUCAAUAUUCAAUCGAUUCAAUUCUAUUAAAAUUAUCAAACAACAAAUUAAAUCAUCAAAAUAAUUUAAACUCUUUAUCAAUCGUAGAGAUUAUCAUUGAUGAUAAUAAUAAUAAUAAUAAUAAUAAUAACAUUGAUAACAACAACAACAAUAAUAAUAAUGAUACUACCAUUCAAAAACAACAACAACAAAAACAAAAACAACAACAACAAUAUCAAUAUGUAUCAAUUGCAACUGUUGGUUUUUUAGUACAAUUUACCUGUAUAUAUUUAUUCACUGCAAUACUAAAAGAUGGAGUAGAAUGGCAUGUUACCUAUGACUCUGUCUACUAUGCCGUCAGUCUAAAAGAGUUUUCUCAUGGAAUAUCUGCUUUUUUGAUUCAAUUUCCAAACUUUAUGAGAUUUCUAUCAAGAUUUACAUUAAUAUUUGAAUACGUAGGACCUAUUCUAAUGGUUUGUCCAUUAUUUAAUUCAUUUUUUAGAAUGGUAUCUAUACUAGGAUUCAUUGGAAUGCACAUUGGAUUUGGUAUUUGUCUCAAUUUAUUCCUAUUUAUUUUUAUACCAAUCGUCUGUGUUGCUGCAAUGUUACCAUCAAUCUUUUGGGAUAUUGUAUUCAAAUAUUUAAAUUCAAAAAACAAUAAUGAUAGACAUUCUCUAAAGAUCUAUUAUGACAAUGCACAAAAAGGAACAGAAUUUAGUUUGAAUUGUUUCAAAGAAUUCUUUUUAUUACCUCAAACGCCUAUCAUUUCAUAUGGAGGCACCACUACAACAACAACAACAACGACAACAUUGUCAUCAAUUGCUCAACAAAAUAAGAAUAGUUAUUAUGUAGAGUUGCAAGGUGAUAAAUAUUAUGAAUACGAUGCAUUUAUCGUUCUUUGUUCACAAUCUCCUCUGUUAUGGCCAUUGGAGAGAUUAUUAAAUAAUAGAUUAUCGGAAAGAAUACUUUCUAAACUUUUAUUAUCAUUUAUUUUUAUAAUUAAAUUGAUAGGAAUUGAUUUUAACAAAGUAAAAGAAAAAGAAUUAAUAGAUGGAUCAUCAUCAUCAUCAACCACAACAACAACAACAACAACAACUAUCAACCAAAAGACUAAUAAUAAUAAUAAUAAUAUAUAUGAAUGGUUAUUGAUAUUAUUUUCAUUGUGGUUAUUAAUAUUUACACCAUUGGUCAAUAUACUAAAGAUGCAAAAGACAGCUAUUCCAUUUCACCCGUUGGUCAUAUUUGUUGGUAUAGAUCAAAAUUGGAGUAUGUUUGCACCUAAUCCUCCUAAAUAUAGUAAUUGGAUGGCGGUAGAUGCAUCUUUUCAACAUCAAGAGGAAUAUGAUUUCUUUAAUGAUCGUGAUUUUAAAGAUUACAAAGAGAAUCCAAUCUAUCCAUUUGUGACAACACAAAGACAAAGAAACUUUAUGAUGGGUGUAUUGUAUCAAGAAGAACUUAGACUAAGCUUUGGAAGAUAUCAAUGCAGGAAAUACAAUAUCUAUGAACCAUCUAAAGAGUUGGGAAGAUUAAAAUCAUUCAAGAUUCAUGCCAUACAACAUACUACUCCUUCAUUGGGUUCUGACAUUCAAAAUGAAUUUAGAACUCAAAUGAUUUGGGCUCAUACUUGUUGA